Messenger RNA from Pectinophora gossypiella (pink bollworm), 3547 nucleotides. Its product is annotated as zinc finger CCCH domain-containing protein 13-like. The transcript is spliced from 9 exons. Bases 123 to 3161 code for a protein of 1012 amino acids. The record is from RefSeq and is a predicted model, not a curated record. Gene Ontology annotation, molecular function: metal ion binding. Gene Ontology annotation, cellular component: RNA N6-methyladenosine methyltransferase complex. NCBI's taxonomy places the organism in Eukaryota, Metazoa, Arthropoda, Insecta, Lepidoptera, Gelechiidae.
CUUAAAAAUAAAUACAUUCAUUCAUUCGAAAAUGGCGGCCGAUUUAUAUGCCGUAACGCCGGUUGAAAUGUGUUUUUCAGUCGUAUUUAAUUAAAAAGUGAGACCAAUGUUUCUCUUUUAUAAUGUCAAAACAAGGAAAAAGAAAAAUUACUGUCGAAUUACCGAAAUCAAAAGAUCUAGCCAACAGACCUAGUGUAUUUGAGCGCCUCGGUACCAAGAAAGCAGCUAGUGCUAAAAAAACAACUGAACAUUGUAGACAGUGGGCACAGCACGGUAGUUGCGCUUACGGUAAAAAUUGUAAAUUCGCUACUACACACACGUUGAUUAGUCCAUCUAAGCAACGGGCUGCAAACAAGGAUAGUGAUCAAAAACGUGUGAUUAAAGACGACGGUAAGAAUAGACUGCAUUCGACUGUGGUAGUGAGGCGUAGUCCAGACGGUGAAAUUGAUAACUGGGAUCAAAAUGACCUGGAGUAUGCGGAUACGGAUGUGCUUGAAAAAAGGAGGCUGCAGUUGCAGCGUGAAUUAGAGUUGCAGCUGAAAAUGGAUUCUGGUAAAGACAUGAGGAAAGAUAAAAAGAAAACGGUAUCGAGCUCCUCGUCUUCGAGGAGUUCUAGUUCUUCUAGCGUAUCCUCUUCGUCCUCAGAUGGCAGUACGUCAUCUUCGUCUUCUGGAAGAGAUGCAAGACGUAAGGGCAAAAAGAUAAAAUUAAAAAGAAAUUCUAGUUCUUCAUCUGAUGGUGAUGCACCAUCUAAAAAGAAAUUUCUAAAGAGUGGGUCUGUUAAAAGAGACAAAUGUAAUGUGAAGAAAUCUAACUUAAAGAAAGAUGACAAGCUUUUGAAAAAGCAUGAGGCUGAUAAGAAGAAAGCACUAUCAAAAGCAGUUAUUGGGAAGAAAUCCUUAUCACCUGGUAAAAAGUCAGGUGGGACACCUCCAAUAACCACAAAAACCCUUGCAAAAGGUACUUCAAAGCACAGUAAAUCCCCACAAAGAAGAGAUAGGAACCGGAGCAUUUCUCCACAUUCUGCUAGAGACCGUGAUAAAGACAGAGAUCGAAAGGAAAGGGAAAAAGAUAGGGAUAAAGACCGAGACAAAGAAAGGGACCGUACUAGAGGAAGAAGCAGAUCACUUAAGAAAGGCAGAUCUAGAUCACCUCGAAGACAUGGAUCACAUUCUAAAGACCCUAGACGAAAAGAAAGCUCAGAAAGAAGUAGGCCAGUCUCUCCAAAAAAACAAGUUAGGAGGGAUGGUAGCUCUGAGAGGCACAGAAAGAGUUCUCCCAGUAGAGAUAGAGGCCGUGACCAUAAAGACAGAUCAACCGAAAGAAGGAAAGAGAAACAUGAUGAUAAGGAUAGACAUGAUAGAAAAGACAGGGGAAGAGAAAGAAACAAAGAGCCAAAAAGAGAUGAUGGCAAAAGAAGGGGGCGUGAAAGAGGCUUAGGAGGCAGAGGGGGAGCUGAUAAGGGUUUGGAAAAACCAAACAAACCUAUGGAAAGACUCCUUCCUAGGCCAGAGGAAAGGUUAGCUGCUCUUGCAGCAAUCUCAAACAGAGCCCUUGAGGCAGAUAAAAAUUCGAGCACUUCUAAGGAGAGACAAGAUACUCAUUCUGAAAGGGGUGGGCGCAAACAGGAUAGACUUGAAAGAGAUAGAUCCAGUAAGAGAGAUAGGAUGGACAGUAUGGAUAGAGAUCAGGCAGAUUAUGAAAUGGGCAUGGAUCGUCAGUAUGAUGAUAUGGAACACUAUGAUAGAGUAGACGAUCGGUAUGAUGGUCCUAGAGAUGAUGACAGAUCACCUGGAUAUGGCAUGCAAGGUAGAGACAGACAUUAUGAUUCUGGGUAUGAUAUGGGGGGGCCACCCAGAGGUUAUCCUGAAGAUGACGAUAGAAUGUUUGGUGAUCAUAUGGGUGAUCACAGAGGUGUUGAUAUGGGAUAUGAUGAUAGGCGUCCGCACCGCGAUCGUUCGUGGGAAGGCCGGUCAGGCUCCAUGGAUCGCGAACGCGGCUACAUGCAUCCACACAAAGAAUGGGACAAUGAAGACUAUCGUGCGGGCGGAGACUGGGGUCGGGAGAGACAUUGGCCCAUGCGUGAACCACAGAUGAACGAGUGGGGUGAUAAGGACAUGGAAAUGGAAGGCUGGCAUCACCGCGGCCACCCGCCGGGGCCGCACCGUGGUCGAAUGCACGAUGAUUAUCGUGGGAUGCGAAUGCGCAAUGACAGGCGUGGACCAAGGAACGAAGCCUCGCCUGCGGCAAAGGAAACCCCACCUCCCGCUCAAACUGCCACCGCCCCACCUCGCCAAGAGGCAGAAGUCGACGACAAACCUAUACCUGAUGACCUAAGCGAAAUCAGUGACGAUCCUGAUGAUAUUCUCAACAGAGAUGAUAUGGGUGAUCAAAAUUUGGACGAAGACAGUCAAACUGCUGCACCUACAGAUGAAGGAACUUCAAAGCCUGAAUGCUCAGAGAAGGAAUCUACACAGGAUACUAGUGGUGCUGCAGAAGAAAAAGAAUCUCAGGAUCCUAAAGAUGAAGAAGAUGUCACAAAUCUAGACUUUGAAGAGAUAUCUGAUGGGGAAUUGGAAGAAGAACGAACUCGAGCUGGUUUGGGAGAUGCUCUGGGCGUAGAUUGGGCAAGUCUGGUAGCCGACGUGCGUCGUCGCGAACAAACCGCUCCUGUUGGUGGGGCACGCGAUCGCUGGCGGCCCGAGAGAGUACUCGCUCGUCUCGGUCUCUCAGUAAACAUGGCUGGCAAGAACACUGUUCAAGACAUUCUACAAAAGAAUGCCGAAAGCCAAGAACCUAUACCUGAUAAUAAAGCAGACAAUCAGGAUUCUGAAAAUCCUGAAAUCAAAACUGAACAAAAUGGCAACCUGGAAGAAGAGGAGGUGAAAAUAGAACCAAAACCAACCCCAGAUGUGAACUCUUUACAUCCAGUUGCUGUUAUACAGGUGGCCAUACAAAAGAGGAAGAAGCAGCGUGCUGUGCUCUUUGGGUCAGGUUGUGAGAUAACGCGAGGGCUCAGUGCACGUCGUGACCUAGCCUUGCGGCGAUUUCUGUGCCACCUGCCUGUGGCGGAGCGCACUGGGCAGUCGCGGGUCGUGCCCCAGCCAUCCCUCUUCCAGGCAGCUCGUGCUUUGUUAAUGCAAGCGUCUGUUACCGGCUGACAAAACACUAACCUGGACAAGUGAACAAAAAACAGAAAACCAUUGUGUGCAAUAUUGCAAAUUUCUAAUUAGAUUAAAUAUUGACUUCAGAAUCAUAUGAGUAUGUUAUUGCUAUAAUUUAUAAAGUGAAAUUGCAGUGAGCCAUGGUACAAGCUAUGAAAGAUUAAAAUUCCAGAUAUGGUGUGAAAAACUUUACUAAUAAUUUAAAACUGAACUGAACUCACUGAGUUCUCGGGAUGGAACAUUCAAGGAAUAACAAUUCCUUAGUGUAAUUUAUAGUGAACUUUUGUGUUAAGUGUACUCUAUACCAUUAUACAUAUAAAGAUUAACAUUUCUCAAUGUCAAUAAAUAUUUUAUUAUUUAAAAUAAAUUUUAUAGAAAUAUAA